AUGUCUGAAAAGAAGCAGGAAGAUGAUUACAUCUCAGGCCCUGUCCUAGAAGGCGACUCAAACGCUCGCGAUGAAGUUUUUGGUGAAAUUAAUGGCGAGGGCCCCAAUUACCGUAGUGUAGGAUGGAAGGGCACGGCUGUUCUGAUGAUGAAAACUCAAUGUGGACUUGGUGUUCUUUCAAUUCCUAGUGCUUUUGAUGCCAUUGGCAUUGUUCCAGGUGUUAUAUGUUUAUGUGCCAUCGCCGCCAUCACAACAUGGUCCGACUAUAUCAUCGGUGUUUUUAAGCUUCGCCAUCGUGAAGUCUACGGAAUUGACGAUGUUGGAGGUAUGCUCCUGGGUCGCACUGGAAAGGCUAUUCUUGGUGCAGCUUUUGUUCUCUGGUGGACUUUUUGUGCCGGAUCUGGCAUGCUAGGGCUUUCAAUUGGCUUGAAUGCUGUUUCCGACCACAUUACCUGCACUGCAGUCUGGGUAGCCGUCUCUUUUGUUUGUGCGGCUAUUUUAUCCAGCAUUCAGACUCUUGGUCGUAUUUCAUGGCUUGCCUGGGUCGGUUUAUUUUGUAUCCUCACCGCAAUUAUGAGUGUUACUAUCGCAGUCGGUGUUCAAGAUCGUCCAGCAGGUGCACCACAGACUGGGGUCUGGAAAUCCGACUAUGAAAUUGUUAAAAGUCCUUCAUUCAGUGAGGCCGCGACUGGUUUGUCGACUAUGGUUUUUGCCUAUGCCGGCACACCAGCUUUCUUCUCGAUUGUUUCGGAGAUGCGCGAGCCCCGCCACUAUGGCCGAGCUCUCGUCCUCUGCCAGACCACUGUGACUCUAUUCUAUCUUGUCGUCGGCAUUGUGGUUUACUAUUACUGCGGAUCAUACGUGUCUUCACCUGCCCUUGGAUCAGGCGGUCGCGUUAUGAAGAAGGUAGCUUACGGAUUCGGUAUCCCUGGAUUGCUCGUCAGUACAAUGCUCUUUGUCCACUUAUCCGCAAAGUAUAUUUUCAUCCGAGCUAUGGGUAACUCCAGGCACCUUGGUGCAAACACCAUCACUCACUGGGUUGUGUGGCUCAGCUGCACUAUUGGUGUUUCCCUUGUGGCAUAUAUUAUUGCUAGUGCGAUUCCCGUGUUCAGCGACUUGGUUUCCCUGGUCGGAGCCCUAUUCGGCACUCCGUUGUGUUUCCAACCCAUGGCAGGCAUGUGGCUCUAUGAUAACUGGUCUCAGAAGCGGUCAGCCAGAUGGAUGCUCAUGGUCGCCUGGUGCGGCUUCAUCAUCAUCGCUGGAACAUUCCUCAUGAUUGGAGGAACUUAUGGGUCUAUUGUGAGUAUCAUGGAUGAUUAUAAAAAGAAUGGGGGUCAUCUGCUUGGUCCUGUGCCGAUAACUCCGGCUCCUAAGAUACUGAGAGACAUUAAAAGCAGUUAA
Penicillium taxi is the source of this 1401-nucleotide messenger RNA. RefSeq lists its product as uncharacterized. The coding region runs from base 1 to 1401 and encodes 466 amino acids. Gene Ontology annotation, molecular function: amino acid transmembrane transporter activity. Gene Ontology annotation, biological process: amino acid transmembrane transport. NCBI's taxonomy places the organism in Eukaryota, Fungi, Ascomycota, Eurotiomycetes, Eurotiales, Aspergillaceae. Gene Ontology annotation, cellular component: vacuolar membrane. The record is from RefSeq and is a predicted model, not a curated record. The transcript is spliced from 5 exons.